This is a messenger RNA of Lytechinus variegatus (green sea urchin), 2080 nucleotides long. Its product is annotated as TBC1 domain family member 15-like. Bases 222 to 1793 code for a protein of 523 amino acids. Gene Ontology annotation, molecular function: GTPase activator activity. Gene Ontology annotation, biological process: activation of GTPase activity. The transcript is spliced from 11 exons. The record is from RefSeq and is a predicted model, not a curated record. NCBI's taxonomy places the organism in Eukaryota, Metazoa, Echinodermata, Echinoidea, Temnopleuroida, Toxopneustidae.
AUCCGAGUCAUUUCUGCGAAUUCUGCUAGCUCUGAGCACCUGACCCGAGAUCUCCGACUCCGUCAUGAAAAGAAAACAGGAAAACCAGAAAUUAGCGACUUAUGUAGACAGUUUAUGAUAUGACUUGAACAUAAGAUUGGCCAUAAUUUGCUUAUGUGCCCACUUUUCUCUUUCAUGUGGAUAUUCCGUAUUUUUGAGCCUUCAAUCUAUCCUUCUUCGUCAUGUUCAAAUCCAGCGACGGACUCUUUAAGGGGGUGAAGUUCAAACGUCCUGGGCCGACGGGGGCGGCGUCUUCAACGAGAGCAGAGGCCAUAUCCAGCUGGGAGAACGAUUUGAGUGGGAGCGACGGUGAAGUCGCAGAAGCGAUUCCCAGUUUUGUCACAAGAACUUGCAGUUAUGAUGAGAGUUUUGAACAAGUGUUGCCAGAUCAUUGGCAACCAGUGAUCAGUAUUGGCGAGGAUGUAGAAAACACAAGAGGGCCUCCCCUUGAUCGGGAAAGAUUUGAACAUUUUUUUGACAGCGAAGGUCGUUUGGUGGAUGAGCAUGGAUUCAGGAAAGCUGUUUUUCGAGGUGGAAUUGAGGAAGAUGUGAGGAAAGAUGCGUGGAAGUUCCUCUUUGGUUAUUUUCCUUGCCAAUCAACUAAAAGGGAACGAGAAGCUCUAGAGUUGGAGUUUGCAUUUCGAUAUGAAGCCCUGAAGGCGCGCUGGAAGACGAUCCUUGCCCAUAGAGGGCUUACUACAGGGGAAGACGAGCAGCCAACCUCCCAUUCAGAUUCAUCUUCUUGCAAUGGAGCAUCGUCGUCACCGUCUACCUCUUCAUCAUCCUCCUCAUCAAUCCAAAGACUUUGUGAUGACGGUGAUGAUGAAAUCCAACAGAAGCUUGGCUUUGCCAGAUUUCAAGCCAAGAUUUAUGCGAGUCGUCAGCCGCUAGACGAGAAUGAUCUUGAUCAAAUCAAGAAGAACCUCAGGAUAAUAGACAAAGACGUCCCAAGGACAGACAGAGAUCUAGAUUUCUUCAGGGGGCAGGGAAAUCCAAACCUGGAAAAACUCAGGAAUAUUCUUGUUACCUUUGCAGUCUUUCAUCCAACUGUGACCUAUGCCCAGGGUAUGAACAAUGUCCUCAGAAUGAUAUGUAUCAUAUUUCUUCUCAUAGCUGUGACCUAUGCCCAGGGUAUGAAUGAUGUCCUCAGUAGGUUUCUGGUUGUCAUGGAGAACGAGACAGAGGCAUACUGGUGUUUCACUCUCUACCUGGAGAAGGUCGUAGAUGACUUCCUCGAAACGGGCAUGAUCAAGAAACUAGAAUCCCUUAAGAGAUUACUAGAAGAGAUUGAUGAGCCACUGCUGAAACACCUCUCACAGUGUGACAUGGGAGAUCUCAUGUUCUGUCAUAGAUGGCUGCUGUUAUGUUUCAAGCGUGAGUUUGAGUUCAGUCAGUGUCUGAGGAUCUUUGAAAUAAUCAGCAGUGAUCAUCUAGAGCUGUGUUCUCUGGAUGCAGAGAGAGAGCGAGACAAGGAGAGAGCAAGGGAAUUCCAGAAAACAGACGGUGUGAGUAGAUCAGCACCGGGAUCGAUAUCCACUGAAUACACCUUUGAGCUCUUUGUUUGUGUGACGAUCCUCCAUGAGUACAGGAACCAACUUAGGCAGUGUGAUGAUGCAGCAAGCAUCUUUCAAAUGGUCAAUGGAUUGGCCCAGAAAUUAGACCUUGUCGAUGUCCUUGCAAAGGCAGAGAGUCUUCUCUUAAGUUACUGCCGGAAGUCGGUUUCAUCUGAAAGUACUUUUGCGCUUAUCGAAUGAAAAGUUGCAAGCCUAUCAACUCACACAAUACAGCUGACAAAACAGGCCUUGUUAUAGCGUAUCAUGUUUGACUGAAAUACUGCUAGUACAUGUAUUAUCACCCAGAGUGUGCAUGUAUCAUUGGUAAAUUUAUAAUUGGUCUACACUGGAUUUUGUCUCAACUGCAUAGCAGAGUGAGACGAUAGGUGCCGCUUUUUCGACAGCGGCGUCAGCACCAAAUCUUAACCGAAGGUUAAGUUUUUGAAAUGUCAUCAUAACUUAGAAAAUAUAUGGACCUAGUUCAUGAA